Aedes aegypti (yellow fever mosquito) is the source of this 1976-nucleotide messenger RNA. RefSeq lists its product as uncharacterized. The record is from RefSeq and is a predicted model, not a curated record. Gene Ontology annotation, molecular function: protein binding. Lineage: Eukaryota; Metazoa; Arthropoda; Insecta; Diptera; Culicidae. The coding region runs from base 122 to 1792 and encodes 556 amino acids. The transcript has 2 exons.
AACCCGCUACCAGUAGUCAUUUAGCUUCGUUCGCGUGCGAGCCUAGUUCCACUGCGUCGUCAUCGUCGUCGGUUUGUCUGGUCGCCGUCCCGUCGUUCCGUGAUUGGAUUGGAAGAGAGACAUGUCCUGGGAUAGUCUACCGUUGGAGCUCUACGAGCAGAUCUUCAAGAAUCUCGACUUCUGGGAUCGGAAACCGCUGUCCUUGGUAUGCCGCCGAUGGAACGAGGCCGUCUUCUCCCGUUCGCUAAGUCGCAAUUUGUGCAUCGAGGUGAGUCGGGGAGAUUGGGGACCGAGCGGUGACAAGGAGCAGGUGGUUGUGGUAGAUGAGGCAGUGGUAGAGGCUAGCGAGCGCGAUUAUAGAGUGGCCUAUGUGAAAUGGUGCAAGGAUUCGGGCCCGGAGGUGUUGACGUCGAUCAAUCGGAUGCUGAAGGAACUGGACGAGAAAUGCCUGCUGGAAGGGCUGAUCAUUGACGCACCCCUCGGUCAAAUGCUUUCUGAUUUCUUCCGCACGCAUGGGGAGCUGUUGGCGCGCAUUCGAAAGCUUCAAGUAUCUACCGAAACGAUGGAUAGCAGAUUGAUAGCCGAUCGAUGUGUCUUAAAGCUGGACCAAUUGGAGACACUAUUCUGGAGAGAAGUUGUAUCUAGUGAUUAUCUACAGAAUAAGAGGCCGUUGUUUGUAAUAGAGGCACCUAAGCUUCAUUCCGCGGUGGUACGAUUUGGCGAUUCUGAUUCAGAUCGUGGAGUGUCUUGGCACAACAGUUUCAUGGAGUUGAGUCAGACUUCGUGUUUAAAAUCCUUGAAGGUUCAUUUACAUCCGAGAAUGUGGAACCGAUUUUUCGAACAGAAAUUGGAUGCCUUGGAACAUCUCACCAUCUCACAUAAAGCACAAGACUUACAAUCCCGUAACUGGGAUUGCAUGUUUUCUAAUAUGCCAAAUCUGAAAUCGAUUCAAAUGUGGGAGGCUGAUGACGUCAUUUUGGAAGCAAUACACCGCCACUGUCUGCAACUACGCGUACUCUUAUUAGACAAUGUUGAUCUAACUAAAGGAUUCCUAUCGGCGGACAGAGUAUUCCCACGGCUGGAACAUCUCCGAUUGGAAACGGCAAAACUGCAGUCCAAUAGGACUCUGUACCUACCCGUCCUGAAGCACCUCGAAUGGUUCAACAUCACGAAUCAAAACGAUCACAUCCUUAACGUGGCUGCUCCCAUGCUCAGCACUCUACGUCAGUCCCGAAACGGAGCCUCUGACUUCAAUCUAACCACAAAAUCCCCGUUGGAAAAACUACAGCUCGACCUCUACGCUUCGGACAUCCCAGAACACUUCUUCCAACCAUUCCCGAACACGCGGGAACUGAGCAUUCGCGUCAGCUCGGCUCGGCCGGAUCUAGAUCGGUUGAUCCCGCACUUCCGGAACAUCACCGAGUUUACGCUGAUCGCGUACAAUGCCCCGCUGCAGUGCGAUCAGAUGCUGAACGAGAUGUUCAAACACUGCAACAAUGUAACCUCGAUUACGUUGUGUGGAUUCAAUCCCAACUUGGAGCUCUCCUUCCCGGUGUUUGCUCAAAUAUUCCGUAAUCGGAAUUUGAAGUCGCUGAAACUGUUCGGAUUGACCGUGACGGGCAAUUCGCUACCAGUACAGCUGCCUCCGGAGUUAGAAACAUUCGAGCUGCGCCACGUCAAGGUGAUGGACGUUGCAUUCGGUGCGUAUGUCUUUCCUCCCGACGUACCGCACCGAGUGGUUUGCAUCAAAAGCGACGACUGCUGCAGCUACUCUUCCAAGGAUUGUGAUUGAAGGCCACGAUUGCCAGAAACCUGAGCCGUCGUGUGCUGAUGAACAACAGACUGUUUUUGCUUUAAGUAUGGUAUUUAUUUCUAAAUCGCAAUACUUACGAUUUAUUUUUAUAUAAAUGAAAAAUAUACCUACCUACCGACCGUGAAAAGUCAGCAAGCAAACAUACACCAAACAUUAAAAAAAA